This is a messenger RNA of Glarea lozoyensis ATCC 20868, 3426 nucleotides long. RefSeq lists its product as uncharacterized. The coding region runs from base 1 to 3426 and encodes 1141 amino acids. The record is from RefSeq and is a predicted model, not a curated record. The transcript has a single exon. Lineage: Eukaryota; Fungi; Ascomycota; Leotiomycetes; Helotiales; Helotiaceae.
AUGGACGUAGAUCGAUCGCAAAUCGACGCCUAUUUCGACUCCAUCCCAAUCCCAUCACUUCCCGCCAUGAUUUCCUUCGACGAAGAAAUCGCCGCCAUCAAAGCGCGUCUGAACGCCGCGAAAAAGAAAGCAGAAGACGAAGCCCUCCGCGCAGAGAUCGCGCUCGUCAACAAACGCAACCUCGAGAUCGAGCGACGCCGCAAACUCGACGCCACGCUCUUUUCCGGCAUGAAGCAGCUUCAGGUUCAACUUGACGCGCGCACGGAGCAGCUGGUCAAACGCGCGAAGGAGAUGGACGAUCUACGUGUUGAACAUCAUGAGAGUUGUGAGAUGUUGAGGUUUUUGAAGAAGACGUUGGAGGAUAAUCAGUUGGGUGAUGAUGUUGAGUAUAAAGAUGCGUUUGAUAAGAUGUAUGCUUUUCAUUGCGGGAAGGUUGAGAGGGAUAGGGUGUUUGAGGAGAAGCUUGAAGGGGAGAAGAAAGAGUUGAGUGCUAGGUUGGCGGAGCGGGAGCGUGCUGUUGCACGGAGUUUUGAGGAAGCUGAUGGUGAGAGGAACAGGCGAGAAUUGGGCAAGCAGGCUGCAGAGGAACAAAAUACAGAGGAGAUGAGUGACUCGUUUCAACAGGAAACCGACGAAGAAGAAGCAGAGGAUGAAGCCGAAAGAGAGACCGCAGAAGUAAGACCGACUCAGGAGAAUGGAAACAGAACAUUGCUAGCUAUCGAUCUACGUUUGGAGAUCAAAGAUGACAUGAUCGAAGUCGUGUCAGUAGUUCAUUCAGAUGUCGCCAGCAACCCCGACCACGAAGUAAAGACUCCCAGCCGAAAGUUGCGUCUCACGUCUGGUUCUCCUUUGCUCACGUCGUCGGCUGUUUCUAAAAUUCUGGAACAGACGGUGGAUCGUUCUCAGCACGCUUCUUCAGCUGUUUCUACAGAUGGAGAACAUAAAGCAGAGGAUCUUCAACACGUGUCUUCAGCUGUUUUUACAAAGCUGGAACAUCGAGAGGAAUCAACUCAACAUCCGACUCCAGCUGUUCCUACAAGUUUGGAAUGCAAAACGGGUUCUCUUCAGCACAGCUCUUCGGCUCCAAGUCAAGGACUUAAGGCUGAUUCUCCUCAGCGCAUGUCGUUGGGUGGUUCUACAAGUACAAAGCAAAAGGAGGAUUCCCAACCGGCGUCUUCAGCUGUUUCUACAAAUCUCGAACAUAGAGCGGAUUCACCUCACGGAAAGAAGUGCAGUGAUACGACCCAGCCAGCUGCCGCUACCGAUGACACUGCCUCUCCUGCUACCAUCAAAGCGUGCUCACCUCACGAGAAAGAGCGUGUUACUCCACCUCAACUAGCUCCCGCUAUCGAUUUCGAUGGCACUGCCUCUGCUACUAUCUUAAAGGCGGACUCAGCUCCUGGGAAAGAGUCGGCUACUCGAUCCCACCCAGCUUCCACCACUGAGAUCAUUGCCCCUCCCACUACCCUUAAAGUGGAUUCAUCUCAUGGAAAACAGUGCGGUACUCCACCAAACCGAGCUGCCGAGGCUAAGAGCACUGCUUCUCCUACGACCUCAAAAGCAAAUACCCCUUUUGAACAAGGGUCCAGCACUCCAAGCCACCGAGCUGCCAAGACUAAGGUCGCAACUCCUACUAUAUCCACAGCGAAUACACCUGUUGGAGUAGAACCCGGCACUCCAACUCACAAAGCUUCCACGACUGAGAUCGCUACUCCUGAUACCUCCAAAGCGAAUUCAUCUGUUGGAAAAAAGCCCGGCACUCCAACUCAUAAAGCUUCCACGACUGAGAACACUGCUCCUCCUGCUAUCUUUAAGAAAGAAGACUUUCCAACCCUACCUCCGGUCACAUGGCCUCAAACCCAAGAGCCGUGGGUAGAAAUCCCACCAGCAGAGAGAAAACCUGUUGUGAAGCCAAACGCACCCGCACCUGUUUUCCCAAAGAGGGCUGAACCGCCAACAGACUUCACCAAAAUCCAAACCUCAUACAAGAAUGCGCUUUUUAGUGCUCCUCCGCCAGAAACUGCCGAACCAGUGAUCGAACAAUCAACCGCGGUACCCAGGACUAAAGCUCCCGAGAUCAGUUCCGGCAAGCACGUACCGCCGCAAGAUAUCGUUCCUGUCCAGCUGGAAAAUUUGCAGCAAACUUCCUCCAGACGGGGUCUCACCGCUCCAUCCCUCCCCGAUUGUAAGAAGGAUGGAUUCAAAUUCAAUCAAAUGACAUGCCGUCAUCAAUGCCACUGGGAGAGAGUUGAGGGUGGCGGAACUUGUGAGGGAACCCUGGAUUUCGCACCUGGCCACAGCAGCAUUCCCUGGAAAGCUCCUCUCAAAUGUCCCAUGUGCGGUACAAUUUUAUGCCACAAGUGCAAAAAAGCCAUUUGUCAGUAUUACAGUGUUCCCAAGCCUGCGAGUGAUCAAAGUCUUGGAAGUACAGCCGAAGAGCAAAACACUAUCGGUCAGUCAAAGAAUGUCGAGGGGUCGAAGAAGGUAGAGGAAUUGGUCCAGCCAAAGCCGAUGAUGGAGUUAAAUCGACCGAUUUUGCCACACAUGAGAGGGCUUGAGGAUUUGUAUGCCGCAAAAUUGAAGGUAGUAAAUGUGAAAGAGAAUAUUGAGCCAGAUGAAUGGCCUUUGCCAGCGGAAGCUAGUACGGGCACGCCCCCGCUUGACAAACAGACACAAGACACUUUGGAGACACAGAGCUCACCAAAACCCAAAACUGGAACUCAUCCAGCCACUGCGCAGGCAGGAUUGACAGCAACGACAAAGGAUGUUGCCUUGGGUGUUGAAAGCUCACAAUUGGCCAAUAUGCAAGGCGUCCCUAAACUUAACACCUCUGGCGAGGUUACAACACCCACGAAACAGAGUAAAAGAUCAAACCAAAACGCAUCAACACCGAUCAGACGCAAACCUGUGAACAAGCUGAGCACGAGCAAUGGUAGUUCGAGUACAACAAAUGGUGGUCCAAGCCAGCUUGAAAAGAAUUCAGCAACCACGCAGCAAACCUCAGCUCUUCAGCCAGAGUCGAACGGCAAGGCAGAGUCGAACGGCAAAGCUCAAGGAUAUAAGAAGGAGGCCAAAGGGCUCAAAUUUGUACAAAAUUCAGGUAGUGAAAUGUCACACGAGAGUGAUUGGGAAGAUUGCGAAGAUGAAAUACAAGAACAAAAAGGAAAAGGUAAAGAGGUUGCCAAGAAGGAUAGUCCCGCCACGCCAAUCAAGAAGAAGCACGAGAACAGCCAAAGCAAGAUCGAAAAAACUCUUACAGAGUCGGGAAAGAAGAAGGCGCUCGUCUUGAUUUUGGACAAACCGACAUCUCCUCAUAUGCGCGGUCGUGAAACGCCAGAUAUCACGGAUUAUGCGUCGGCUGUGAAGAUUGGAACUCCGGGAAGUGAAGAGGGGACAGGGACAGCGGGGAGCGAAGAGGGUUCGUAG